AAUAAAAAAUUUCCAUGCCGUCCUCGAGUUGUUCAUUCCCCCAAGAUACCUGAACCAAUUCCACAAUUCGACCCAGAAGCAGGUCCAGGCCCAUCUACUCAAGCACAUAGAGAGGAGAUAUCACAAAUCAGAAAUCCUUCAGAUUCUAAUAAGGGCGGAGCCCCAUUGCGAAGCAAUAAUGAAUCGGAAAUUACUCAGGAGGAUAUCAAUUUACUUAUUGCAUUGGGUUUAAUAGAGGAACCCGAAAUCGAAGAAUGUUGGCCUGAGUUGGGAGGUACUCUUUUAGCGGACAAGGCAAAGAGCAAAAAAUUUAGGUCAUAUUAUAGAGAUUCAGGAUUAGCAAGUAUUACAGUUAAACCACCACCAGGCGAUAUACUCUUUGAAGAGGCUAUAGUCGGAGAUCCUGAUAGACCGCACUCAAGUUUAUCUUCAUUAAGUAAAUGGCAAGCAAUUGUCCCAUCAUGUGAAAAUCCCGCAUAUACUUUUAAUAUACCCAUAGAUGACCCCCAAAAAUAUGCUGAAGUCCCAUACAUGCCACAUCUUAUGGCAUUAGCUCGAGAGCAAAUUACAAGUGUACUAAAGGCUGAACUCCGACGAAAAGAUCAAAUAAAAUCCGCAUUAGUAGUAUACUGUAAUUAUAUGAAAAAGGAAAAGAAAGAUAAAGGGGAUUAUAAUAUAGAAAUUCCAAUUUAUCAUCAAAAAUAUCACAAUGGAAAGAUGCGAGCAAUUCUUUCAGAAAGUGAUAUAGAUGAGCAUAUUACUCUUUCAGCUGGAGAAAUUGAUGCAAAAAUAGAAGCGUUUUUAAACAACGGAUCAGGAUGGACACUAAUCCGAAUAGAAAUGAUAUAUAUUGAGGUUUAUGCAUUACGUCGAGCAGAAGGUGGAUCAUAUAUACCGACGCCAAAAAAUCUCGCAAAUAAAAAAUGUACCAUAAAUCCCGAUAAUUCUAAAACGAAGGAUGAUUUAUGUUUAAAGUAUGCCCUUGGCGCAUAUUUUGCUAAUUUUGAGGGAAUAACAAAAGACUUACAACGCCUCUCA
Molecule: messenger RNA, 1038 nt
Organism: Paraglomus brasilianum
Lineage: Eukaryota; Fungi; Glomeromycota; Glomeromycetes; Paraglomerales; Paraglomeraceae
Source: the annotation of a GenBank genome assembly